Messenger RNA from Pseudomyrmex gracilis, 2430 nucleotides. Its product is annotated as metalloendopeptidase OMA1, mitochondrial-like. The record is from RefSeq and is a predicted model, not a curated record. Gene Ontology annotation, molecular function: metalloendopeptidase activity. Gene Ontology annotation, biological process: mitochondrial protein processing; protein quality control for misfolded or incompletely synthesized proteins. NCBI's taxonomy places the organism in Eukaryota, Metazoa, Arthropoda, Insecta, Hymenoptera, Formicidae. Bases 1 to 1254 code for a protein of 417 amino acids. Gene Ontology annotation, cellular component: mitochondrial inner membrane. The transcript has 7 exons.
AUGUUUAUUAUAUCGAGAAGGUUGUGUCAGAAAAAUAUUUAUCAACAUCUAUCUGUCUAUUCUGUUACUCGUCAUUUUAAGAAACGUUGUUAUCCCGUUUGGCCGCAGAAAAAAUUUCUUAUACAAGAUAAAAUUAGAAAGCUGCAAUAUUUAACUCUGCAAAAAUGUGACUUUCGCACCACUCACAGCUUACGCUCAUCAGGCAUAUGUAUUUUCCUGGGUUUUAUCUUGCGAAUUAGCGCGUUUCUGAUAGGACGCUUUGUGAGAAUAUGGUGGGCACGUAAAUCCGAGAAAGAAAAAGAAGAACACAAAGAUUGGUUCAGAGAAAGACGUAAUGUAAUUUUAGGUUGUUUUGGAUUGUACGGUCUUUUAUUGCUUAUUUAUUACAUAACUCAUCUCGAAAUCGAACCACUGACAAAACGUUCGAGAUUUAACAUAUUUGACAAGGAAUAUGAAAAAUAUCUGGGAAAAAUAAUUUUUGAAGAUCAAAUAGAAAUGUAUAAAAAUUAUUUGUUAUCGGAGACUCAUCCAAAUUACAAGAGGAUUCAAAAGGUGAUAAAAAAACUUGUAACAGCCAAUUCGGACAUAAGAUCAAUAAGAGAAACAAAUUGGACUUUAAGCGUUAUCAAUAAAUCAUCACCAGAUGUAUCAUAUGCUUAUGUUAUACCCGGUGGACAUAUUUUUGUUGCCUUAAAUGCUUUAAAGAUUGUUGAAAAUGAUGAUCAAUUGGCCUUUCUCUUGGCUCAUGAAAUAGCUCAUUCGUUGCUCUUGCAUUCGCUUGAAGCAAUAUCCCAAAAAGUAUUAUGGGAUUUCUUAACAGUUAUACCUAUAUUUUUUAUUUGGUCUUUACUACCCGAUAUAAAGGCUACUGUAGUACACUUUUUGGCGGAGCAAAUUGUGAAUAUUAUUUACAAACUUCCGCACAGAAGAAUUUUGGAACGAGAAGCUGAUGAUGUAGGAAUUAAACUGACUGCAAAAGCUUGCUUCGAUAUUCGUGAAGCCGUUGUAUUUUGGGCUACAUUAAGAACGCUUACAGAAAUGCGUAUUUUACCUCGGGAUUUGCCAUGGAUAUCGUCGCAUCCCGACCACGGGGAUAGAGAGAAAACCCUAAACACAGCCAUGGUUAAAGCUUUAGAAUUACGGAACAGAUCGGGAUGCUCAGUAUUACCUGAAAUUGAUCCAAGAGACAGGUUCUAUAAACGAUCGACGACGGAAAAUAAGAUUUAUUUCAGAGAAAGAGGAAUAAUUUCAUGAAAAAAAUUGAUUUUUUUCAGACCAUUUUGCGAUUGAUCACAAAGUGAGAUGCGAAAAAGAACUACUACUGCUAAUUACAUAUGAAGACCACAGGGGAAGAACUUGAUAAGUCACAUUUUCGUGAUUUUUUAGAGGAGAGCGAUUUUAAAGCUCGAAACGUAUAUGUAUUUCUGUGUUACACGUUUUAUAAAAAUGCGUUUUAUAUUUAUAUCUCGGAAUCUAUCAAGAAUUUCCCUUUUUUGCUUUGAAUAAUUAAAAUAAUCCAUUUUAACUACCAAAUAACAUCAAAAACCGAAAAUAAAAAAAAUCGACUUAUCAAGUUCUUUUCCUGUGUGGUCCAGAGAUGCCAGUUUGCGGACGCUAGCAACAUGCAGCAGCAAGUGGAGGGGAUACGCACACAAGCGAGCAGCCACUCGCCGAGGCGCUGAGCGCACACGUACACGGCUGUUCGCCUGUGUGCGUUUCGUCUGUGUAUCCCCUCUACUUGCUGAGCAUGCUGCUAGCGUCCGCAAACUGGCAUCUCUAGUGUGGUCGUCAUGUAAAUAUUACUGGCAAUCACGCAAGAAUAUUACAGUCGAACCUCCCAAAACUUAUACAGUCGGGACCGACGAGCCUCCCAAAACGUAUACUUCCCCUAUUCCCUCACUCUUUAACUCGCGCAUGCGCAAAGACUUACUUUUGGUAUAAAUUCAUCUCCCACUAGCGCAGUUUCGGUUGUAAUCAUACUUGGUGAUGGAAAAAGUGAUGAAGGGGAAAAUACGUUUUGAGAGUGGAUUUGUGCACGUUUUGGAAGAUUUGUCUGUAUUAAGUAUUACACGAAAUAUAUUAUUGGAUAUCACAAAAAAUAUUACAGAGAGGAUAUUACUGAGAAUAUUACUGACAAUUGCACAGAAUGUCAGUAAUAUUAUUUCGUAUCACUACCACCAAUAUAUUACUGCCUAAAUAUUGCUGCCAAUAAUAUAGUAAUAUAAAAAGUCUCUGUACUAUUUCAGUGGUUGAAAAAUAACAAGUCAACAUUUUUCAGCCAUUAUUUCCGGAUAAAUAUCUUUUAAAAUUGACUGAAAAUCGUUACUAAAAUAUUGUUUGUCUUAUCUGCACUUACUAUGAUUACAAAAAAAUGUAUUAACAUAAUACACAUUGUAAACAACAUAGAGACAGAUUAAAUUGUAAAUUCGC